AUGGAGAAUAUCAAUAAACGUCUCUCUCAUAAUAGUGAAAUUGGCAUCGCGUUAACGCGUGACAGGCGCUUAAAUGCUGGAACUCGAAUGUCUAAACUGCUUGAAGCAGAAGAUGAAGACGACUUUUAUAAAACGACCUAUGGCGGCUUUAUUGAGGAGGCAGAUGAUGAAGAUUAUAAAUCAGAAUACUCAAAUUCAGAUGCAACUGAUUCCGAUAUUGACAUAAAUGAAGAUGACGACACGAUAAGUGAUGAUGAUAUAGAAAAAAAAGAAAAAAAAACGUUUUCCUCUGUCUACAAAGAAGCAAUUAAAAAAUUUGGAUUAACUAUCAACACAAAAACAAAGGUGAUGGCAUUAAAUCAUCAGAAAAAAACCCAAAUGAAAUUAAAUUCAGAUGUACUGGAGAAACAACAACAUCAAACAAAACUUGGUGAAGAGAAAAAAAAAUCGAUAAGGAAGUCAACAGCAGAAAAAUCGAAAUGUACAGAAGGUAUUUUGAAAGAAAGGAAAGCCAAAGCAGCACUUAAUAAGCUUUCAGGUGACAAAAGAAAAAUUACAGAAAUGAGAAGAUUAACUCAAGAAGAACUGCUUGCUGAAGCCAAAAUCACAGAAGAAAUAAACUUGGCUUCCUUGGAAACAUACCAAAAGAUGGAAUUAGAAAAAAAAAAGCUUAGAACUCAUCGUAACAAUUGUAUGGGGUCAGCUAUAAAAUUUCAUUCCGUGGCUUUACCUGACAAUAACAAUUUACCUUCCGAUGUAAAUGCAAUGCUCAGUCUCAUAAGAGAUUCUAAAGAGUUACCACCUCCCAAGAAGUGCUCAAGGAAUUUUGUUACAUUUACCGACGAGAAAAUACUUAAUAAUUUUUUUCCGGUCAAGAAUAAUCCAAAAAUACCAGAAAAACAAGUCUGUGUUGUCACUGGCUCAUCCGCUAAAUAUUUGGACCCACUGACGUCAUUGCCUUAUGCCAACAAAGAAGCAUUCAAGAUAAUUAGAGAAGCGUAUAAACAAAAAAUUUUACUAGAUAAAGUUGAAAAUGAGAAAAGACGUGUUAAAUUUUAA
Molecule: messenger RNA, 1059 nt
Organism: Helobdella robusta
Lineage: Eukaryota; Metazoa; Annelida; Clitellata; Rhynchobdellida; Glossiphoniidae
Exons: 7
Coding region: 1-1059 (352 amino acids)
Biological process (GO): regulation of DNA-templated transcription; chromatin remodeling
Cellular component (GO): nucleus
Molecular function (GO): ATP-dependent H2AZ histone chaperone activity
Source: RefSeq, a predicted model, not a curated record